This is a messenger RNA of Chelonus insularis, 3738 nucleotides long. Its product is annotated as tripartite motif-containing protein 2-like. Gene Ontology annotation, biological process: proteolysis. The record is from RefSeq and is a predicted model, not a curated record. The coding region runs from base 192 to 3029 and encodes 945 amino acids. Gene Ontology annotation, molecular function: zinc ion binding; serine-type endopeptidase activity; protein binding. Lineage: Eukaryota; Metazoa; Arthropoda; Insecta; Hymenoptera; Braconidae. The transcript has 13 exons.
ACGAGAUACAUUCUAAGUUGUUUGGUUGACGUUUCUAAUACUAUAUUUGAUCCAAUAUCUGACCUAAAUUUAAAUAUCUAACAGCGGGAGACUAGCAAUUCAUUAUAUCAUUUUACCCUAUAUAUACAACACCACAACUAACGAGAAAUGAAUUGUUUUACAUACAAUAGUAAAAGUGCUUUCAUUCAAAAAUGAAGUCAUACAAUACAGUGAUAUUUUUCUUUGCAAUUUAUCUAUUUCUUUCGUACAAUAAUCAUUUCACUAUUGCAAAAAAAAAUGAUCAUCAUCCCAAGAUAAUUGGUGGUAAUAUUGCUGAUGAAACUCAGUUUCCUUAUCAAGUCUCCUUGAGAAUUAAAAAUAGACAUUUCUGUGGUGGAUCUAUUUUAAAUCAUCGAUGGAUUUUAACUGCUGCUCAUUGUCUCAGAGGUUUUAAUGACACAGCAAUAAACGUUGUUACCGGAACAACAAAACUAGAUGAAGGCGGUGAUUUCUACCAGUCGUCUCGAGUAAUAGGACAUGAGAAGUACAAUUCUCUAUUCAUCUGGCAUGAUAUAGGUCUUAUUUAUGUGGACGAGGAUAUUCAAUUUUCAGAAACAGUAAAGCCAGUGGAUCUUCCAUCGGAAAACUUUAAAAAAAGUAAUUAUCCAGCUGUAUUAUCAGGCUGGGGAACAACCAGUUAUCCAGGAAAAGCGCCAAAUGAUCUUCAAUUCAUUAUACUAACAGUAAUUAAUCAAAAGCAGUGCCGUAAUGUUAGUAUCCGGGUGACAGACAAGAAUAUUUGUACGUUGAAUAAAAAAGGCGAAGGUGCUUGUCAUGGAGAUUCUGGUGGACCUCUUGUUGCUGAUGGAGUUCAAAUAGGCGUUGUGUCUUGGGGAACACCUUGUGCUAAAGGAAAACCUGAUGUUUUUACCAGAGUUUAUAGUUAUAUUGAUUGGAUUAAUGAACACAUUAGGACUCGACUGGGGGAGAGGAUGGUCAGCAUGAGUUCAAUGCUCGUGGAGACUGUUAGUAUCAACUACGAGGACUUUAACGAGAGCUUCUUGACCUGCGGGACUUGUCUUUGUGUUUAUGAUGGCAGUGAACAUACACCUAAACUUUUACCAUGUUCUCAUACAGUAUGUUUACACUGUUUGACAAGAAUUGCCGCUUCACAAACUCGUGAAGCUGGAGCAUUUCGAUGUCCUAUAUGCCGGGAACUCAUUACUAUACCUCGUGGUGGAGUUCCGGCUUUGCCUCCAAGCUUUUUAGUUAAUCAAUUACUCGAUUUAAUGUCUCGACAACGAAGAGAAGUCAUUCCAAAGUGUUCAGUUCACACAAAUCAAGAAUUACUAUUUUGUGAAACAUGUGAUACAGUUUUCUGUACAGUUUGUACUGGAGGUAAUCAUGCCGAGACUUCGCCGGGAUGCACUGAACACACAAUAAUACCUUUUAGUAUCGCAAUCAAACGAAUGUCUGAAAUUUUACUGUAUAAAGCUAAUGAAUGCAUUUCUAAGUUAACACAAGCUCAAGAAUCUGUAAAUACAGAACUAAGACGUUUAGAAACUGCUAUGGAAAGAUGUUUGACUAUAGUUGAUACAGAAUUUACUGAAAUAAUUGCGAAAGUCGAGCGUAGACGAGUAGAACUUCAAGCAGCCAUUGCGGCGGCUGCUAGAGACAAAAAACGUGUUCUUGAAGAGCAGCAUGCUCUUAUUGAAGCUGAAAAAAAUAAAGUUGAACGAGAGUGUGAAGGAUUACAAUAUCAAGUCGAAGUUAGAAAUAUUACUCAGAGAAUAGGAAGUCUUACUGAUCAAUUAGAUGCUGCUGUUGCUUUGAGUGAACCACGUGAGAAUGCUUUCAUUACAGCUGAAUUUGGACAUAAUAGUGCUAUAAAAGAAUUAGAAAAAGCACUGGAAACUCUUGGAAGAGUACGUUCUAGCACAACGUUACCAGGACUGUGCAGAGCUCAAUUAAAAGAUACUGCCAUUGCAAAGUUAUUAACGACUGUGAUACUCGAAACUGUGGAUUAUCAUGGGCACCCUAGAAAUGCCGGUGGUGAUCCAAUUGGUGUUGAACUUACACUCACAGAUACUCAAUCAGAAGAUCAAAUAAUUGAAACAGAAAUUAAAGAUUUAGAGAACGGAACCUACGAAGUUCGUUUUCGACCACCUUCUGCAAGUGGUUAUGCUCUCAAAUUGACCGUUUUUGAGCGUCCGAUAAAAGAUUAUCCUAUAUUUUUUACUGCUUCAGAGCAUAAUGAACCAAUUAAGAGUUAUGGGAAAAGAGGGCAUGGAAAAGAUGAAUUUCUACAGCCAGUUGCUGUUGCUGUGGAUGACGAUAACAUGAUUUAUGUCGUUGAUUCAGGAAAUUCACGAAUAAAGGUGCUUGAUAGUGAUAUGGAGUUUCAAAGACAUAUAAUUAAUGAAGGAUUGGAAGGUCGUAGUUGUACUGGAAUAGCCAUAUCAGAUCAAGGGCUAGUUGUAGUGAAUUGGAGAACGCGUACUAUUACAGAAAUGAGUACAUUUGGUGAUACAAUUCGUUCAUUCACCCACAAUACAUUUCAGGAACCAAUUGAUGUAGCUGUAGAUCGUAGUUAUGGACAUAUUCUUGUUGCUGACAAUGGACAAAGCUGUGUUUUCGUAUUUGAUUCUGAUGGAAAAGUUCUUUUCCAAGUUGGAAAAAAAGGCAUGUUUAAGUUAAUUAGCUCCGUGACCGUAGGUCCUGCAGGUGAAAUUCUAGUUGCUGAUUCUAAAAUUCAAGUUUUUUCUGCAAAGGGUGAUUUUUCUGAAGAAAUUUAUCCUGAAGAAAAUGGUAAAGGAAAAUAUGGAGGUAUAGCCGUAGAUGCAGACGGCAAAAUAAUUGCAUCUAGAAGUGAUAAAGGCCGUAGUAGUAUAAUUCAAGUUUUAAAACUUGGUGAAAGAAGUAUUUUAACAGAGAUUGAUUCUCAUAGCUCAAAACUUCGACGCCCUAUGGGGAUUGCAGUGUUACCAAACAAUCAUUUAGUAGUUGUUGAUUUAGGUAACGAUUGUAUAAAAAAAUAUCGAUAUUGGUAAACUCUAAAAAUACUAAAACUUAUUUUUAUUCCUUUUCGAAUAUAAAAAAUAUAUUCGAGUUGUAAAUUGUUUCAAGCCGUCCUUAACUGGAUUUUGAACAGUGCAAUAGUACUGGAUUUAUUAUAAAUAAUUGUGAUUAUUUUUUUUUAUAUUUAAUAAUUAUUUAACAAAAAAAAAUAACAAAUUAAUUACUGCCGCAUAUAAUUUUAAAAAUAAAUUAAAAGCACAAUCAAAAAAAAAUGCAUUUCACGUUUAUAAGUUAAUAUUACAAAAAGUAAAUUUGUCAAUUAAACAACUUUAAAAAAAGUCUGUAAUUAUACUUUUUUCAGUAUUAUAUAAACUAUUAAUUAAAAAAUUUUGCACAUAAAACGAUAUGUCAUAAUAGUUGAUGCCGUGAAGUAAAAGACAAAAAAAAAUUCUGCAUGAUUUCGAUGAUUUAUCGUUUUGUAAAUUAUGUAUAGAAAUAACUAGUCGUUUUUCAUGGUUUAAACUACAAAGCCAUUUUUUUACUCGGCAGAGUAUUACUUAAAUAUUUUUAAUUCAUCUAUUUUUUACACGGCUUGUCUGUUUUUAUUAUUAGUUUAUUAUCUUCAAUUAAUAUUAUAUAUGUAUUUUAUGCGUGUUUAUUGAUCCAAAUUAUCAGUUGUGUCUGUAACUUAUUAUUAACUUUUUGAAUAUUUUUAAAUAACUAUUUUUAAUCAUUAUUCUU